CGAUUAAUUGCUCGCAGACAAGCGUGAGUUCAUGUUAAUAUUCGAAUCAUGCAGGAAUGCAGAUAUAAGUUGUUCAUCAGCGUUACUUUAUGUAGAAUUUAUAAUGUUCUAGAAAUGAGAAGCGCUCUAAAUGAGGGAGGCCAACAAGCAGCAUGUCCGCUGUCAAAAGUGUCUGGAACACGGACACUGGUCCUAUGAGUGCACUGGGAAAAGAAAAUAUCUGUACAGACCUUCCAGAAGCGCUGAGCUGAAAAAGAAGCUGAAAGAUGACUCUGAGAAAGCAGACAAUGAUCCAGGAGAUGGACCAGUGGCUCUGGGUGAAAAGAAAACGAAGAAAAAGAGGUCCAAGUCCUCAAGUGAGUCGAGCAGCAGCAGUGAUUCGGACAGCUCCUCUAGUGACUCGUCGUCAGACAGCAGCGACUCGUCCAGCUCGUUGUCCUCCUCUGAGGAUGAAGACAGCAGCAACAGUGACAGUGAGGACUCUUCCAGCUCUUCCUCCUCCUCAUCGUCCUCUUCCUCCAGCUCAGAUUCUGACUCAUCCAGUGGAAGCAGUUCUGACCAGGGCCCUCCGAAGAAAAGGAAAAAGAAGAAAUAAAGAACUCGCCAUCUGUAUUUUUGUGUUCCGUUGUUUUAUGCUACUCUGAUUGUUCUGGAGGAAAAGAAUACCGUUAAAAUUCUGUCACCUUUCCUUCACUGCUUUAAUUUAGAAAGUGGCAUCUAUAAGCAAAAAGGAGUCGAAUAUUGGACCGUUUCACCUGCUGAGGAGAACACAGAUUGUUCACAACAGACUGUUCUUUCUGUUGCAUUAUUUGUUACAGCCAGAAAAAAAGAAAUUUAUUUUUCUUUACCUUUACCGUCUUCUUCUUUCUUUUAUUUCGAUUUCUGUUAGAUUUUCUGGUGAUGUAGUUAACCUAGGCUUUUUCAGUUUUCCAAAAACUAGUGAGAAUGAAUGAAUGAAAUGGAGAUCUGAUUGUUAUUUGGCCUGUGAGUUACUGAACAUAGAGCGUGUGUGUGUGUGUGUGUGUGUGUGUGUGUGUGUGUGUGUGUGUGUGUGUGUGUGUGUGUGUGUGUGUGUUUGAACUGAUCUGACCAUAUAAAAUAUGCUGUAUGGGUGUUUUCUUUCCACGUGAACAGACAGACGGAUCGAUUAAAUUUAACCUGAUUGUUUAGGAAUAUUUGUUUUUCUUUCUUUGGUUCUAAAAUCAAUUAAGAAUAAAUUAAAGUUUGUAUUUGCA
Messenger RNA from Tachysurus fulvidraco (yellow catfish), 1235 nucleotides. RefSeq names its product zinc finger, CCHC domain containing 10 (gene zcchc10). Lineage: Eukaryota; Metazoa; Chordata; Actinopteri; Siluriformes; Bagridae. Gene Ontology annotation, molecular function: zinc ion binding; nucleic acid binding. The record is from RefSeq and is a predicted model, not a curated record. The transcript is spliced from 4 exons. The coding region runs from base 131 to 595 and encodes 154 amino acids.